AUGCGAAACGACUAUGCUGACUUAAAGAAAGAAGUAGAGAAACCAGCAGAAGAUAAAAUGGACAUGUUGACAUUUCUGAACAAAAACUAUCCAACUGCUGACGAUUUCCUUCUAUCUGACGUCAAGAAGAAAUAUAAAGAAACCUUCGGCAUAGUUAAAACUUUUGAUAUCCUUCGUGAAGAAAUAGAAGCUACAAAACUGUUUAAAGUCAUGAACCAUCACAACAUAUACCAUGUAAAACGCUUGUGA
This is a messenger RNA of Trichomonas vaginalis G3, 249 nucleotides long. RefSeq names its product organellar and viral DNA polymerase type B. The record is from RefSeq and is a predicted model, not a curated record. The transcript has a single exon. NCBI's taxonomy places the organism in Eukaryota, Parabasalia, Trichomonadida, Trichomonadidae. Bases 1 to 249 code for a protein of 82 amino acids.